AGGCGUUGCUGUCCUCUGAGCGCAUGAGGACGGCCAAAGCACACUUGAGUUAGAAAGUAGGAGAAACUGGUGAGGAGGAUUGUUUACUGUAACCUGUGGACAGAAAGCGGAGUUUGUUAUUCAGCUUAUGUGUUGUUCGUUAGUGUCUGUAGAUCAUUUUCUUCCUUGAAGCACUUCCUUUUUUACAAAGUGACAGCUCCUGUCUGUACAAGCGUUAGGUGGCUAAGCUAAGUUAAGCUAGCAAGCUAACUUAGCUAAUGGCAGAUGUCCACUGGCCAUACCAUAGUGUUUAACUAGUCAUUCUCGCUUGGUGUGAAUAUAGAAAAUGAGCUGUAUGUAUUUGGAGCUUGUAGUUUAAGCGGUUUUAUCUGAAUAUCAGGUUGUGAAAUACUUCCUUGCUAGCAAGUAGCUGAUCCAUGUGGUUUGACAGUGUGACAUUGCAUGCUGUUUGUUAGCUGCAGAGCUUCAGAGCUGUGCUGCUGCAUGGAGAUCCGCUGGCCAGGUAUGUACACACAGAAGGGGAACUUUUACCGCUACCUCAGAUCCAGCACGAUGCUCAGAUGCUGAAACGUGCCUUACCAUAGCUGCUGCACAUAGGAGGUCAGUUGUAUUCACAUAGCAGGGUCACAGUUGGUGCUGGUGCUCCACAUACUUGGACUUGGACCAUGUUCCCCUCCGUCCACCGUCGUCCCAUUUGCAGCAUCAGUGCCCGUGCUGUCCGCCUGCAGUGCUGCAGUGCUUUCAGAGAGGCCCACAGUGCUGCACAUGUCAAAUCUGGCCCUAUUGCAUGGCUGGGUGGACGUGUGGGCCAUCUCUUGACAUGGCUCUACAAAGCAGGAGAAGGUGCAGGUGGGUUUGGGAAGAAGAAGAAAGAAGGGUUGCUGACCAUCUUGGCCAACCACUGUAGUUUUGUGACUGGGCAGAGACUGCGAAGAGCUUUUCAGAUAGCUGAGCUGUACUCUAACCUUUACUCUGAGAGGACCAGGUGGACCCUGGUGGGCAGCAUUUGGCGCCAGCUGCAGGGCAGGCAUUCCCAGGCUGGAAAACUCGUGGCUGCCCUAGCUGGGGUCUUCAUGUGGGAAGAUGAGAAGAUAAAAGAUGAUGAAAUGAGGAGGUGCGUGUGGGAGCUGGAGGCACUGGAUGCUGUGAAAAAGCAGACUGCUGUUACGGGCCGGGAGAAGCCCACGCAGGCAGAAACUGGCUGGGAGAUUGUCAUUGAGAAAAAAACCUUCAAAGUCUGGAGGAGACCGAUUGAAGGAAGCCACCUUUUCGAGUAUAGAGUAUUUGGUUCAUACACUGAUAUUACUCCCAGACAGUUCUUCAAUGUUCAGUUGGACACUGAAUACAGGAAGAAGUGGGAUGCACUGGUCAUCAGACUGGACGUUGUGGACAGGGAUUUGAACACAGGUUCUGAGGUCAUCCACUGGGCCACACAUUUCCCAUAUCCCAUGUACUCCAGAGACUACGUCUAUGUGCGCCGCUAUGACUUGGACCUCGAGAACAACAUGAUGGUCCUGGUGUCCAGAGCUGUGGAACACCCAGGGGUCCCUGAGUCGCAGGACUUCGUCCGGGUUCGCUCGUACCGCUCCAGGAUGGUCAUCCGUCCCCAUAAGUCUUUUGAUGAGAAUGGCUUUGACUACCUGCUGACCUACAGUGAUGACCCCCAGACGGUCUUUCCUCGCUACUGUCUAAGCUGGAUGGUGUCCAGCGGAAUGCCUGAUUUCCUGGAGAAGUUGCACACAGCAGCUCUGAGAGCGAAGAACUUAGAGGUCAGUAUCCAUGACUACGUGGGUGUGAUGAAGCCUCAGCAGACGCCUGCGGAGCGGCUGGAGGACGGUGCUCACGCUGCAGGCUCCGCCCACAUUUACGCCUGAGCAUAACUGCCUCGCCGCACGUCCAUGGUCCUAAGCCUCGGAGAAUGCGGGUUUGCGUGGCCGUAUGGUCACCGUGACCGGUCAGAUGGAGACGACACCAUCAUCUUCUGCCUGUUUACACGCAGGUAGCUGCUGCGGGCGGAGAAGAGCUGCUGCAGCCAGAGCCGGUUUCUACUGUGCACUGUACUGCUUUUUUUCAGAUUAUUUCUUUUUGUUUGUUUUUUUCUAGCCAUCAGAUCUGGAACAGGCCAUGACACGAACUCUGCACUGACGGAGACAAGCCUGUUGUGCAAGCUUAGUUGAAUUGGUUAGUACAUUUGUUUACACUCUUAAAAAAAAGGUUCUAGGCUUCUAGGAAAAAAUGUUUCAUUGAUUUAUAACUUGCAUUAUAUGGAGGUUCUUCACACCUGCACAUUGUGCUUGCAAAAAUUAUUCUUUAAAGAUCCGUCCAUUGAAAGGUUCUUUAGGAAAGCAGAAGUGAUUCAUCUGUGGAAUCACUCCAAAGAAACCCUUUUUGGCACCUUAAUUUUUAAGAGUGUUCCUCCACGUACCUGUGCGUGUAAGGGCUCAUAUGUUCAUCUCUGCUUAACUUUUGCUAGGACUGAGCGGUUCUGCGUCAUUUCAGCAUCCUCGCCAACAUCGUUCAGGCCGAUAUUUGGUCAAAAAUGACCAUAACACCAUUUUGCUGCUGUUGGAACAAAACCUCUUAUCUCCAAAAUGAUAACUUUACAGGAAAAGGGAAAAAACUUUUAAUGUAAGUCAAUGGAACCAGAAUUUUUCCCAAGUCAUUUUACGUCAUUUGUUUUGGUCCAUUCAUAAUGACAUUUCCAUACAAUGUAAAGGGCAACAGGUAUUUUCAAAUGAUGUCACAAAUGGAAAACGUCAAAAAUGUCAAAAAUGGAAAGACGAAGUUUUGUUCCGACGACAGCGAUUUGCUCUCAUUUUGGUGUCUAAUGCCCACAGGCUUCUAUUACAAAUCUCUUUCAAGUCGACACUUUUUCCGUGCUUGUCUAAGAGUAGGGAAACAAAAUUAUUGUCUAUGAUGAUGAACUGUACGCUACAGAUGCAGAAAGACUGGUGUUUUCCUUCACGGGUGGCACACCAGGAAGACAAACAACCGCUGUGUUGUUGUAAAGAAACGGGAUGAGAUACAAAGCAGAGUAGGAUUUCUGACCUGCAUGUAAAUGAUUUCUGUAAAUGGACCUGUAUGAGAAACUCUGAUGCUGUAGCAUGAUACAGAAAUAUUUUCACAAAAACUGUGAUUGAGUCAGAUGUGCUGUUUUUCCAUGGCCUGAUGCUUCAUACAAAUGCAACACAUUUUCAUAGAUCUAAUAUUAGCAGCUGGGUGAUAUGACAAAUAGAGCAUCACGAUACUUGAAGACCUUUUCUCGAUACACAAUAUGCAUCAGAAUAUUUUUCUGUGGUUUGAUAAAUUGAAGUGGACAGAAAAGAACCAGUAGUACAGUACAGUGAUUUUUAUUUAACUUUUCACACACUGUGCUGCACUGAAGCCAGUUAAAGAAGAGUAAUUACACUCUUUUUGUAACGAGACACUCAUGCUCCUGUUCUUUAAAAGAAUGAUUUGGCCGAAAGAUCGAAUUUACAGUUUUCCACUCUGGUGUCCAAAUUUUGCUAACAUUGCUAACGAAUGCAAGAAGUCAUUAGUCACCGAAAUCUUUUCUGUAAAUACAUCCACACAUCUUCACUCAAAUUGCACCAGCUCUUCAUUAAGGUCACACACUUGUUGAUGUGAUUAAGAGCAUAGUUUGACUUAUUGUAAGCUAUGAAAAUGAACACAGCUUUGUUUUGCUGAAUGAUGCAGGCAACCUCUUUAGACAGCAGGUUUUGUGCUAAAUUUCGACUCCCUUUUUGAAUGUGCAUGCACGUCACACAAACGUAUGGACACUACAAAUUACAUUUGCAGGGUGUUUUAUAUAAAAAUUGUUGUAUUUUGAAACUGGAGAUAUGUUCGUAACAUAUCUUCAGAAUAGAAACUCUUCAAUAUAAUCUGUAAAGUGGGAAAUUUGAUUCUGUUUGGGAAUCAGAAUUCAACACAACACAUUUUGUUCAAAGGGGCUGAUUGCUGCAUAAAUGAUAUCUAGAUAUGGGUUGAGUGGGUUGAGAGAAGUUUUGGGGAUGUGUUUAAGGAUAACAUUUGGGUGACUAUUAAUUUCAAGUGUUUGUUAGCAACAUUAGCCUCAUAGCUCCAGCACUAAGGUUAAGAAGCAAAAUUUGGCCAAACAUGACUUAGCUGAUUGAAGACAUCUGGGAUAAGUGAAAAAUUGUGCAAAUUAAAUGCCUAAUUAAAUACUGAUAAUAUCCAUAACACAUUCAGAAAAGCACAUCCUGGUGUGAUUUAUCACAAUAACGAGAAGUAUCAUUGAAUUGCCCAGCCCGAGCCUAGGAGUGACUGAUUUUUUUUUUUCUUUUUUUUCUUUCUCUCAUUUCAAUGAAAUAGGACAGUGGUGUUGAUACAUAUUUAUAUGUUCAUGCUGAAGCAGUUGGUGAAUGUAGAGCUUUGGAAAAGAGGGUUAUGUACAGUGUUUCAGUUAGUUUUAUUUUUGUAAUUUAUGCGUUUUCGUAAAUGCAGAACUAAUGCAAAUGACUCAAUUGUAAAUGUCAGUUUAUCUGAAAAAUCGGUCAGAUUUCAGACUGAUUUCAGAUCAGAAUAUGAAUCCAUAUGGUAGUUUUUUUCCAUCUAUUCUUCAGUGCAGCCCUGAUCCCAAUUACAGUAGCAUUCCAGCAGUUUUAGUGAAUGACCUGCGUGACCACGAAUCAUACUUUUUCCCCAAACUAUACACUAUAUGUCCAGAAGUUUGUAGACAUCCAAUGUUUCUCCUGAAAUAAAGGGUAUUAAUAGUGAGUUUGUCCUGCUUUGCUGCAGUAACAGUCUCUACUCUUCUGGGAAGGCUUUACACUAGAUGUUGGAACUUUGCUGUGAGGAUUUGAUUGAGCAUUAGUGAGGUCAGGUACUGAUUUUAGAUGAUUUAAUACUGGAUCACUCAAACUCAUCCCAAAGUUAUUGAAACUCCAUCACUCCAGAGAACUCCAAAGCCCAGUGCUUGGGGGCGUUUAUAUGCCCUAGCCCACAAUUAGCGUUGGGCAUGGUGACCUUUGGCUCACUUACAGCUGCUCCAGAGCGUCUGAUAGUCAGUGCUUUUCUAUGGAGAUUAUGCAAGCUAAGUUCACCCAUUAGAAGAGCUGUCUGGAUACUUUUGGGCAGAUAGUUAACAAUUGUCUGUAGGAUGAAAAGUUGGCCAGUCCAUUUUUGUAACCCUUUAAAGUUUUUUUUUCAUUGUAACAGUCGCGAUGUGCUUGCGUGACAAAAUAAGACAGUUUUGCACUUUUGUUGAGUUUAGAUCAUUUUUUUUCAAUUGUUUUGCAAUGAGUUUCAUUAGCAUGUGUUAGCUUACAUUACAUCCACACAUACUUUGUUGAAAUGCACUUAAUGUCAUUUGCUUGUACAGACAAUACAAUUACUGAAAGCUGUGGAUUACAUAAUGUAUAUGUUUAAGAAGAGAUGGGUAGUGACCAGCGAGCCAGAAGUGAAGAGAAUGGUCUGUAUUUAGAAUAGACUGGUGAUUAAAUUAGGUACUUUGUCGUUGGAGAGUAAAGAAGGGCAGGUUACCGCUUGCUGUCCUUUAUACAAGAAUUUGUAUGAUUUUUACCUAUAUAUAUAUAUGAAAUACGUGAGAUUGGAAACAUCUGAUUUUCAUCAGAGACGUGACUCCAGAACAGAAAUAACACAGAAACUCACCAUUAAAAAUCAUAGUUUGUGUUUUCUUUUUCUUAUUCUUUUUCUCCUUUUUUCUCAUUUGGUGAUUCAUUCUCAUAAAUAAAGGUUCCAGAGUGGUUCUUUGCUUGGAUGUAUGGUUCUAGGAAAAUCUUUAAAUGGUAUAAAAUGCUCUUUCUACAUUUCAUUUACAAUAGUGGUCCUUUAGGGCACCAAAAGUGUUUCUUCCAAGGCAAAGAACACAAUCUCAUACCUUUAUUUCUAAGAAUGUUUUGUUAAGUCCUUUAAUGCUUUCUUCUACUAUCAAAAUUUUGUUUUUGCUUAUAUAAAUUACCAUUCUCAAUCUAUGAAUUAGAUAAU
Messenger RNA from Colossoma macropomum (tambaqui), 5967 nucleotides. It is a transcript of the gene stard7, whose product is annotated as StAR-related lipid transfer (START) domain containing 7. The record is from RefSeq and is a predicted model, not a curated record. Lineage: Eukaryota; Metazoa; Chordata; Actinopteri; Characiformes; Serrasalmidae. The transcript is spliced from 8 exons. The coding region runs from base 666 to 1874 and encodes 402 amino acids. Gene Ontology annotation, molecular function: lipid binding.